This is a messenger RNA of Pyrus x bretschneideri (Chinese white pear), 1948 nucleotides long. Its product is annotated as probable polyamine transporter At1g31830. Gene Ontology annotation, biological process: transmembrane transport. The record is from RefSeq and is a predicted model, not a curated record. Gene Ontology annotation, cellular component: membrane. Lineage: Eukaryota; Viridiplantae; Streptophyta; Magnoliopsida; Rosales; Rosaceae. Gene Ontology annotation, molecular function: transmembrane transporter activity. Bases 362 to 1948 code for a protein of 528 amino acids. The transcript is spliced from 2 exons.
AAAAAAAACCUUAAAUUAAAGUCUGUAAAGAUCAAUAACGUUAUUCAUGUUCACAAAUAUUAUAACACUUUCAUUCAGUGUCUUUAAUAAAUUGGAUUUGAUUCAUAAUUUCGUAUGUCAAACUCAUCAGUGUUACAUAGUGCGAUGAUGAAUGAAAUAAACGUGUCUUUCCAACAAAAAAGGUCGAAAAAGUGGGAAAUUUUAAGGGAAAACUUUGAACAGCAUGCCAAUUUCGACUUCUUAAAAGUUGAUUUGGAAAUAUGUACUUAUAUAUAUAUAUAUAUAUAUAUAUAUAUAUAGACAUGUAUAUCGAUCAGAUAGGCAAUUAAACAAAGUAUUCUUGUUCCUGCUGCUGCUGCUUAUGAUGGUGCUGCACAAGGAGGAGGAGAAGGAGCAGAGCAGCGGCAGCAACUCUCUCUCUACAAGUAUUAUUCCCACUGCUGCUGGAGAAGGAGAAGGUGCUGCUGCUUCACACACUCAGACUACCGAUCACCGUAACUCUGACGCCAGUCAUGACCAGAAACUGAGGACCACAGAAGAAAGUAGGCAAUCUUCCAUUGAAAUGGGAGAGUCCAACGGCAACGGCAACGGUGCUGAAUAUGUUUCAGUUGGUGAAGUACAUUCCCCUAGGCCUAGGGUAGACAACUUCCAAAAACUCUCACUUCUGCCUCUUGUCUUCAUCAUCUUCUAUGAGGUAUCUGGGGGUCCAUUUGGGGUUGUGGAUAGCGUCCAGGCCGCUGGUCCGCUUCUAGCCUUUGUUGGAUUCUUGGUCUUUCCACUCAUUUGGAGUGUUCCCGAGGCCUUAAUUACCGCAGAGAUGGGUACCAUGUUGCCUGAGGCUGGGGGCUAUGUCGUUUGGGUUUCAUCGGCUUUAGGUCCCUACUGGGGGUUUCAGCAGGGUUGGAUGAAAUGGCUAAGCGGGGUUAUUGACAAUGCUUUGUAUCCGGUUCUGUUUCUGGACUAUUUGAAGUCGGCCAUCCCAGCAUUAGAUGGUGGCGUUCCAAGAGUUGCAGCGGUCUUAUUUUUGACAUUGUUGCUCACUUACAUGAACUAUAGGGGUCUAACCAUUGUGGGUUGGGUUGCUGUUCUUUUGGGAAUUUUCUCAAUCGUUCCUUUUGUGGUUAUGGGACUUGUGGCAAUCCCCAAGGUGAAGCCCUCGAGAUGGCUAGUUGUAAAUCUACACGAUGUGGACUGGAAUUUGUAUCUGAACACUCUCUUUUGGAAUCUCAACUAUUGGGACUCGAUAAGUACACUUGCCGGAGAGGUAGAAAACCCAAAGAAAACUCUCCCUCUGUUCUAUGCUUUGAUAUUAGUUGUUCUUGGAUAUCUCUUCCCCCUCUUAAUGGGUAAUGGGGCUGUUCCACUCGACCGUGAGUUGUGGACAGAUGGUUAUUUCUCAGAUAUCGCUAAAAUAAUUGGGGGAGUUUGGUUGAGAUGGUGGAUCCAAGGUGCUGCAGCAGUGUCGAAUAUGGGGAUGUUUGUUGCUGAAAUGAGCAGCGACUCCUUCCAACUUCUUGGGAUGGCAGAACAAGGGAUGCUCCCUAAGUUUUUUGGUAAGCGAUCUCGUCAUGGAACCCCAGUGAUUGGCAUUUUGUUCUCAGCUUCUGGAGUUCUUUUCCUAUACUGUUUUGGAAUGAUUUUGGAGUUCAUAUCAUUCAUACGAUUAAGGAGUAAGUACCCAGCUACAUCUCGUCCUUACAAGAUACCCAUUGGAACAGUUGGAGCCAUUCUUAUGUGUAUUCCUCCAACUGCUCUAAUUUGUGUAGUUUUGGCUCUGUCAACACUCAAGAUCGUAGUUGUGAGCCUUGUCGCUAUAUUGAUCGGCCUUGUGAUGCAGCCAUGUCUCACUUACUUUGAGAGAAAGAGGUGGAUCAAGUUCUCCGUCAGCGCCGACCUCCCAGAUCUUCACGGUGCUAAUCGGGGAAGUGUUGGCUUCAUAAGGCAUUAG